Molecule: messenger RNA, 751 nt
Organism: Paramecium octaurelia
Lineage: Eukaryota; Ciliophora; Oligohymenophorea; Peniculida; Parameciidae
Source: the annotation of a GenBank genome assembly
AUGAACAACAACUAUAAUUAUAUGUUCAAAUUCAUAGUAGUAGGAGACGCAUGUAACAUAAUCAUUAAAAUUAUUUAAGUUGUAGGAAAAACUUCUUUAUUGUUGCAAUUUUAAUAAAAAGAAUUUUGUGAAGAUACUUAAAGCACGGUAAGCAUCGAAUUUCGCCAGAAAACAAUAACUUUAAAUGAUUAAUCGAUAAAACUGCAAGCUUGGGACCCAGUAAGAAUAAUAAUUAAAAUAUGAAAGGCAGGUUUUACUUAGUUCUUAUCGAUGGAAAAAUUUUAUUAUAAAGGAGCGAUUGGAGCAUUGCUUGUAUUUGAUUUUAGUAGAAGAUCAACAUUCGAGGACAUCAAAUUUUGGUUAAAUUAAAUAAAGACUUUUGCUUGUGAUAAGAUUGAAUUAGUACUUGUUGGCAAUAAAUCUGAUUUAUCAAAGAAACAUGUAACCAUUUAAGAAGUUGAAGAGUUUGCGAAAUAAGAAAAAUUAGAUUUUUAUGAAACUUCAGCUAAAACAGGUAAGAACGUAGAUAUUGUCUUUGAAAGCUUAGCUAGUAAAAUUUUAAGAAAAAUUGAAACAAAAUAAAUUAAUGUUGAUGAUUAAGUAAAUAAUUGAAUUAACAUAGAUGUUAGGAAUUAAGGUAAACAAUAAUUAUGGAAAAAUGAAAAAAAAUAAUAAAUCUCCAUAAUAAAAUAUAACAUUGAAUGGAAAAUAAAAUGAUGAAGAGAGGAACGAAAAAUAAAGAUGUUGUUGA